Molecule: messenger RNA, 330 nt
Organism: Colletotrichum abscissum
Lineage: Eukaryota; Fungi; Ascomycota; Sordariomycetes; Glomerellales; Glomerellaceae
Exons: 2
Coding region: 1-330 (109 amino acids)
Source: RefSeq, a predicted model, not a curated record
AUGAAGGCGCUCUCAACUCUUCUUAUUGUUGCGGCAACAAUCACCCAUGUAUCUGCUGCACCAACAGCGGACCCGAAAAACCUCGUAUCAAAAUUGAGUCUCGAAGCGGAAUAUCACACAUCCUGGUUAGAAGAUCCGACUCAACCAUGGCUUCGAAAAAGAGCGAGAGGACAAGGGGACCGUUGUGAUCCUGGCAGAGGCGAUUGUGUGACAGGCCUUGGGUGUUACGGAUGCGGGGGACACUCGCCAGUGUGUCAACGUGGGCCAGGGUCAAAUUUGUGUUGUCAUCGAGAUAGCCAGGCUUCCGUGGCUAUAUGCGAUAGAACGUAA